Sphaeroforma arctica JP610 is the source of this 6864-nucleotide messenger RNA. RefSeq lists its product as hypothetical. The record is from RefSeq and is a predicted model, not a curated record. Lineage: Eukaryota; Ichthyosporea; Ichthyophonida. Bases 135 to 6692 code for a protein of 2185 amino acids. The transcript has 6 exons.
UGUUGCAGUGAAUCAACCUCGGCGUGCUCUUCUUUGCUGCCAAUGGAAACUGGAUAUCGAAUUACUAUAUUUGACGCAUCUUGCGCACAUAUAUUGACAUAACGUCUGGAAAUAUUCCAUCUUGAGUUGAAAUCAUGAGUGAAGGAGAUGUCGUUGAAGGGUUGAUAGGGGAAACCGAUGAUACAGUUGUGAACCAUCAAGGUAUAGAGUCACCUAUCCGAGAUGAUGAAUCGGAGGAGAAGCUCAUAGACGGGGCCAUCGAUAAAGCUAUCAGCACAAUACGCCAAAAGGAAAGUGUACAGGGUUUGGUUGACGAUGAAGUUUCAGCCCUCGGUAAUUCAACAGAAACAUUGAAUAGCUCUUCAGUCCCCGAUCAAACCUUCGAUGCUAUUGAUAAGCACUCUUCGGGAAGUACAUCGUCGAAUCAGAGUUCAGUAUCAAACUCAGAGGGUUUGCCAUCUGUAAAUGAACGCGAAGAUGAUGCUGCUGUGGCAAGUAGAGAAGGGCUUGAUUCGAAUGUGGAGACUGCUCCGGACAAUGACACUGGACAUGAUAAAGCAGAGCCGAAUUUUCACGCGACUACCGAAGCUAGUCUUCCACUUAUGUCUGGUGACAAGAAUGCCGCGCGGCCGAAGCAGUCGGCCCGCCAAGCGGCACCGGGUCUAUUUCUACCACCAUCAGUAGAUAAUAUGUCAGAGUUUUGCCAACACGAAAAUGAGUCGUACGACACUGCAAGCAAGCCAGCGAUGACGGAGUCUUCUAGAUCUUUAUUCUUUGAUGAUGACGAUCAGGAUUUGGAAGGGAGUGACAACGGCGGGGACGCGUCGAAAGGAGCUCUAAACACAGAGGACGCUAAGUCGCCGAACGUGGAAGAUGAGUACUAUGAUGAUCCGUUAAUGGGACGUGUGAAGCGUCCUGCGCACAUAACUGCGUCCGAUUCAGACGAACCAGAGUUUGAUACAACGUCGGCGUUAUCAGCCAACAGUUCCACCUGUGACAAAUUCACCUCGACAUUGCGAGAAACCAUAGAAGAAGCCCGAACCGAUGCGAAUAAGGACAAUCCAAAGGUGCAACCUUUACGCGCAAUACGAAAUCGAACUAAAAGCGAGACCAUGAAUGACUUGUUUAGCGGCGAGAUGGCGAGUGAGACCCAAUCGGAAACUCUCAAAGAUAGUCUGUUCAAUGAUAGUGACAGCUCGCAAGAUACAACUGAUGCCAGCCCCAUACUAUCACCAACUAUUGCCACUGAGAGUUCUUCAAAUUCCCAGCUAUGCGACGCGUCUCAGGAAGACUCCAGUCGUGAUGAUGCGCUCGCUGAUCCAAUACUGGAUAUUGAUCACUCGUCGGACAAUAAGAAUGUGGCGAGCGCUGCAGAGUCAGGUGAUCAAGGCGGAAAUUGCCAAAGAUCAGCAGAUGAUAACGUGGGAGAUGGGAACGGAGUAAAGGACGUGUCCGUACGUGAGAGCAAGAUAGUGACAACUGACUCUUCUGCGAGCUUCAGUGAUAGCAUAGACAAGGGUGCUCACAGUGGCGAAAUGGACGGUGAAUCUCCUGCUGAUCUUACCACUGAGACAUCAGAUGAGAGAAUUAACCCUGUCAAUAAUCAUACAUCUAGUGACGACGCUGAGCAAUCUUCGUGCGGGCCUGUCACUUUUUUGGAAUUCAACCCAGAUUUAUCCACUGACACCAGCAAGGAUGAAGCGGCGAGCACAUGCACUUCUCAACCAACAACAGCAAAGCAGACAGUGGCCAAUAUCCAGGACUGUGUAUCGAUGGAGGAUGGUGGGAGGACUAGCAACGACGACUCGCUGUAUACAUCCGCCAGUGCUUCGCUUUCCUCAGCGGGGGUCCCAAACGACUCUACAACGAACGGAACUGAACCUUCCGCGAAUGACAAGGAGACCGCGAGCGGGAUUGCGAGCAACGAUGUGGGUCCAAUCACCAGUGAGACGUUCCCGGAAGCAAACAAUGACGCGAGAGAAUGUGCACCAAAGAUAAAAGAACGGAAGAAAGUUUUUAGCUUCUCAAUUGACGAGAACAGCGACGAAGAUCUAUUCGCUGCCGAGCCGGUAGUGCACAAGCCGCGAAAACACAAGUCGCCAAUCAAACCUGUGCGUCAAACUCCUGCACCAGUUAUAGUACCGACACCUCCGGUGCCUACAGAGAUAGAGGAACCUAAAGAACCACCCAAGUCUGUUGGGCUGUUCGAUAGUGACGGCGAUGCCGAGGAUUCUGAUUUGUUCACUCCUGUUUGUGAUAGUCGAAAUAAGAUAGCCCCACGAUCCCCCGCUGUGUGGAGAACGUCUUCGCGUCUCCCUGCGGAGGAUAAGGCAUGUGACUCGGAAACGGACGAGACAGCACCGAAGCUGACCGACCAAUCGGUGAGUAGCGCGGAAGAUAGCGUGUCGGAAUCGGAUACAAAGGUUACCGAGAACAAGGAUACAGCGGAGUUUGACUCUAGGAGCGAGCAAAAUAUUGAACGGGAACUGUCCGACCCAAAGCCAAGAACUCUUUCCUUGCAGAAAGCAAACAUAACUGAUAUCGGACUGGUAUCGAAUUCGAGCACUGUUGGAGAAGGCAGACCGGUUGAGACGGACACAAGUACAGAUGGAGAUGAUAUGACCGCGAAAAUUGACAUCCAAUCCCAGAAGGUCGCAAAUAUUGAAGUCGUUGAGAAUACGCCAGCAAGAAACGAACCCACAGACGACAAAUCAGAAGCUAAGGGCGCAGGCGCGAAUAGUAUUCGAAAUACGUCGGAAUCAGGCACGCGCUCCUCGAUGGAAGCGCACUCGGAUGAUAGAAACUCUGAAAUUCCCACGAACAACAGGCCAGUCAUUUUUGAAACGCAACCUAUCGCGCACUCGCCGUUAGCUAACCUUCAAGUCGGUCGUAUGCUCUCCGUCAACUCUGGAGUUGGGCCCUGUAGCGAUGCCAUAAAUCUUUUUGACGAUGAUGCUUCUGAUGAAGAAAAUGGUGCAGAGAAGGGGCCUACGAGGUCUAAGGCUAAAACAUUGGCUUUUGGCCUCUACAAUGAUCGUGCCGAAACUGAUGAGGAGGACGGACUUUUUGGACCUAGCUCUGCCAGUAAGCUUGUUAGCCGAGAAGGAAAUGGUGGGUCUCUAUUUGGCAGUCAGAAGAAAUUAAAACAGAAGUUGAGUAUAUUCGGCGCAGAAAAGAUUAGAAAGAAGGGUGCAAUAAGUGGAGCUAUAGGAUCAGAUGCAAUUGCUGAUGGAGAUGCUGAUGAGUUUGUCGUGACAUCGAGUGUGAAAAAGCCUCCUGCCCGCGAAAGGUUUGUUAGCCUGAAUCCACUGGGUGUGGGGACGAAGAAAUACGAUCCGAACACGGUAGCAACUGAUGUAAAUUCCAGUUCAAAAAUGCGCGGUGGCCGGUCUCGCAAUAAAGAGAGCAAUAUGUUGGGCCAAAACGAUGCAAAUGUAGCCAAUAUAUUCGCACAGGCGCAGGAGGAUACUGCCCCGGUGGAAAGCGCUCAAACGGAUGGGAGGAAUACGGCGGCUGCAUCGGUAUUCUCCUCAAAGAGUGCGAGAACAACAAGUGCCACUUCGCGACGAAGCCCCCAAGAAGGCAAGCUCUCACCGAAACAGAGUACGACAUCUAAGAUUGUUCCAAAUGCGCAUGCCAAAACAUCAACUAGCAGACGAACUAAAAGUUCUUCUACAAGCGACAGAGUAGUGGAUAGCUCCCGUUCCGCUGCCUCGCUGGGGUUGUUUAGUGAAAAGCCAGGCAAGAUGAUUGGUACAAAGGAGAGCUCAUCGAAGGCCUUCGCAGUCUCAAAGCCUGCAGCGAUCGAUGAUUUGGAUGGCAGUGCAUCCGACGUCGGAGGUAUAUUCGACACUCCAUCGUCGCAUUUCACCAGUAGCGCGCUGCGAAAGAAAGUACCACAGUCAUUGUUCGGCGACAUUGAGAGGGAGGAGGACGGAUUCGACACCAUUACGCGCACUUUAGCGAAAGAAAGCGACCGCAGGCAAAAAAGCCAAGGCCGAACGAAGAAGUCGGCCAGAAGCAUGUUUGAUGAUUCUGAUGAUGAACUCACGGAGGUAUUGGCCAGAGAUGACAAGAGAGACAUAUUUAGCGAACCCCCUAAACAAAACAAGAUGAGAGUCGCAAGGAGUAGGAAGGACAAGGGAGUAUAUAGCGGAAAGGAUAGUUCUCACACCGGCUCGCUCGAGGGCGAAGACAGCGGUUCUGAAACCGAUGAGCUGUUCAGCGCUAUACCGAAUGCCGGUCGGAAGUCGAUAAAUGGCAAUCGGAAAACUGGAUGGGAGGUGAAAAAGAAUCCAGUUGUCAGUACUACUCAGCGUGGCCCUUCCUCAAACACUACUGUCGGUAUGUUUGGAAGCGAUGAGGAGGAGACUGGCAGUGAUGGAACAUUCCAAUCAUCUGGUAUACCCGAUCGCAAGCUGCGUAGUGUAAAUAUUAGUUUUCAAACUGGGGUUACUAAAGGUCAUGCUACUAUAGUAUGUGAGGGACGUAUUGUCGAAGGAAUCACUACACCGUCAAUAAGAUCCGAUAUUGAUAUCGAACCCGUUGCAAUAGACACACUCGAAAAUUCGGGCUCGUCUACAAGUAUCAAGGACGCCGGAGCGUCAUCCACGAGCACGCCCAUAAUUGCCGGAGACAGCUCUAACGGUCCAAAUGUUACUGGGCACAAGAGUCUUAAAUCAUAUGCCGCGCUCAAUAAAGAAGCCAUAGCAGAUGAGAGUAGUGGAGAUUUAAUAGAGAAUGCGGGCGAGUCGGCCGAAACACUCAUUGGUGAGAGUGCCAGUCGGAGUGCGGAAGUAUGGAGUGCGAUGGACAGGUCGAGCGCGAAUGUUACCAGAAAAUCAGAAAAUGUGCCAAUAGAAGUUAAGGGUGCCUCUGCCAAUAUUGAACCGACAGUCUCGUCUGUAUCGUCAAAGAAAAUACACAUACGACCUGUCAUCUCAAAUGUUGCUUCUAGCGGAUUGUUUGGGGAUGAUGGAAGCGACGAAGCAGAUGAUUUCGGUCUAAGCGCUACGCAGUCUGCAAAACCGAAGAAAUCUGCCAUGAUGGAAUCUAUAAUGGAAAGCAAUUUAGGCAUUAACAAGGCAAAUAGCCUUUUUGAAGGAGACGAUGAUCUGUUCUCCGAGGAUGUGAGUAGGAAGAUCAUGGGCAACCUCAUUAGCCCUGGAAAGAAAGACAAACGGAAGGGAUCUAAGCCUAGGCAAGCGAGCGAUAGUUUAUUCGGACUCGAUGACAGUCAGGAUGACACUCAAUUUUCUGUCGCAUCCACAAGAGCUACUAAAGACAAGGCCCGAAAGAAAAAGGGAGGUGCCGAGCGUACUUUGACUUGGGGCGCCAGUGAUAGUGAAGAUGAGACAGACGGUUUUGGUCAAAAUCAUGACAAAUCCAGCGAACAUAGUAAGGGAAAGUCUGGCAAAACUCUCUUUGAGAAUGAUGAUGGUGGUGGCGACGCCGAUGCUAGUGACCAAUUAGAUACACUGAAGGCAUACAAACGUCGAUCACCGAAAGGUCCUGCGCUAACUCAACCACAAAGUACAUCUUCGAAAUCGCCACGAACACACGUCGUACCUCCUAUUGCUGGCGUGUUAAACAUGUCUAAAUCGCCCUCCUCCGUAGAAAGUUCCAGAACGCCGUCGCAGCCUUUUUCCCCGCCGACUGUUCCAGUGGUCCAGCCUCAAGAUGAGCCAAAGGUGAAAAGCAACGAUGGGCAGGAGUGCGCUUCGCCCGAACUUCCCCCACCUCUACCACCAGCUUCGCCCGACAGUGCCAAACCCAAAGUCGAACCUAGGACCGAAACUAAACUCGAGGCUACUAAGGACAAUUCAUCACCCCCAGAAUCCAAAUCAACGUUUAUCGCGCACACGCCAUCCGCAAGUCCGCCACCGUUCCUUGAGGAAUACACACCAGAGGCAUCACCAGACAGGUUAUCUCCAGUGAAUUCCUUUGUGACCCCGAGGAUCAAGGAGCCCUCAGCAGCUUCACCUCCGACACUGCCACUCCCUCUCGACGAUACAUUCUUGGAGGUCAACUACCACACACAGACUGAGAAUAUAUUCAAGGAGUGCCCUCCUCCCUUGCCAGAUUUUGAAUCAAACGGCGUGGCAUCGGAUUCCGAUUUGGAUGUCGAUAACCUUCGGAGCCCAAACCCACCUAGGAAGCCGUCGCCGACCCUCGCAGCAGAAAAGGGUAUCGAAGCAAAUCAACGGGCUCUGGUACCAGCUGAUGCUCCAGAGAUAGAGCGAGAUGUCUUACCAUCGCCUUUGCCGGAAUUGGAUACGACGGCCGUCACACCACCACUUUUUGACUCCAUAACAUCAUUUGAUGGCGUCUUUAAGGUGGCCCCUCCACCAUUAGAACGUUUUGCAACACCGUCACCUGUGCCACCGCCUAUGAAGAAGAACGGCAAUGAUGAACUAGAACGAGACGUGCCGGUGCCUCCUCCUCUAGUUGAUGAUAUUGAGAGGCCCAAUGGGAGUACAAGCAAGGGGAUUGCGAAUGCAUCUCGUGCGGAUGGUGGGCCUGUGAUCCCAAAUCCUGACGACGACAGGGAGUACUUUCUAGCGGGUCUGAACAAUGAAGAAAAUUCCGUAUUCCAGCACGACUUCAGUCAAAAUAGAGUACCGCAAAAUGUGACGCCGAAAACUUAUGCAAACAUCUUCACAUCCGUGGAAGGCAAUUCCGAUAUAUUCUAGUAAGUCUGUGGCUGGAAGCGGCACAGUCACCAUGCUCCAGGAACUGACGGAUUGACUGUCGGUGCUUCAAUCCGACGUAUGAACUCGGAUCAGUCAGGCUAGACAUUGUGCCAUGCCGACAGUAUGUGUAAAAAUCCCAGAUAAAUAAUUAGUAAAUUUAAGAUGGCCGCUG